AUCUUAUCCCGCAUUUCCGCUUCCAUGGCUAUUUACAGUUUCGUUGCACAACUUGCUACGUUGAGUACCUGCUCGCCUGCACCCCUUCCUGCCUUGCACGUGCAUGGCGAAGCCACCGUCCAAUGCGCAACAAGGACCCGGACCUUGUCUCGGCGCUUUCGGCCACUCCCAUUCGCGCGCUUGCACACUGGCGCCGCUGCAACGCUGAGGCAUACAUCUUUUCCGUGCACAGCACGCGUUCGUGCGGCCCCUUCUCACGCGACCUGCACUCCAACAUCCCCACUUCCGGUACUGCUCUGCACACCCACACCCGCGGCGCCUGCAAACAUGCAGCUGCUCCUGCUGCUGCUAGCGGCGUUUGCCGCUCUCGUCAGCGCGCGCUACGCCCACGCUGACGGGUCCUGCCCGCCCGCUGCGGUGGUCCACUACGCCCAUCCUGCUGUCAGCUGGGCGGCCGGUGCAUCUACCCACCCCAGCUUCACCGCCCACACCUGGUCCGCGCUGGCACCCACUCCCGCCUACUACACCAUUUCCACGAACAGGUGCACUUCACUGGACUGCAUCAACGCCACCGUCCCCACCAACAUCAAUGACAGCACCGCGCUCGUCAAGCCCACGUACGCUGCUUACACCAACAUCAUCACCAUGACGGGCCGCGGCAAGCCUGGCGGCUCCGCCACGCCUGUGGCCCCUACCUCCAGCACGCCACCCAGCAAGCCCACCGGGAUGUCGCUUGCAGCUGCGCUCGAGAAGCGCAUGCAGUCCACAUCUCAGCGCUCUACCCGUGUCACCCACGCCCACCUGCCCAGCACUGCGGGCGAGCACAGCCUUUCAGGAUGGGUGGUCACCGUGCUGGCAGGCGCCGCCAACGCCGCGCACCCUGCAAUUCACGCCGUGGGCGUCCAGUCUGACCGAGUCCAUAUCUUAGGUGAUGACGGCACCAUCCGCGCUGUGAGCGACAGGUGCAACGUUGUGCUCAACAUCAUCAGCGUCGUCAUGGAGGAGGAGGGUGUGCACAAUCAGGCCCCCGGCCUAGCUGGUUAGCGAUUUGACUCGUCCUUACGGCAGAAGGGACCCGGGUACGAAUCCGGAUAAAAGCCCAAUUAUGCAAAAGGCGAAAGAUUGGUGCGAAACCGAUUGGUGAUCCCACGAACGAUAGGUAAUUGCCCUUAGUGGCAAUUGCGGGCUUAUGCCCGCUUCAACCUAGAAAGGACGUGGUGCAGAAGUCCGAUUUAGUGGCGAGGUCCAAGGUUCAAGACAAGGCUCAAGAUCCAAGGCUCGAAGAGGAGCGCCAUGGCUCCUCGGUUUGCACGAACUGGCAGUGCUCCACUACUAUAAUGCGGCGUUUCCCUAGCACGAUAUGUUAGGUGUGCAGGCUCGGAUGUAGUGGACUUUGAAGAGCGGCCUAGGACUUGGAGGUUGUAGUUUCGGAGGUUGUGCCUCUUUCGUGGUGAGGCGUCAGCGUGAGGGGGGCGGGCCCUCUCGCCCUAGUCACCUUGCCCCGUUAAUCCAUGCCAGGCCCUAUGGGCCGGCGUUGUAAUUAUUAUUAUUA
Chlamydomonas reinhardtii is the source of this 1552-nucleotide messenger RNA. RefSeq lists its product as uncharacterized. The transcript is spliced from 8 exons. Lineage: Eukaryota; Viridiplantae; Chlorophyta; Chlorophyceae; Chlamydomonadales; Chlamydomonadaceae. The record is from RefSeq and is a predicted model, not a curated record. The coding region runs from base 328 to 1044 and encodes 238 amino acids.